AUGACCAUUGGAAUCGAUCUUCUUCGGAAGGACAAGGGAGGAGACCCCGAGGCGCCGCCGAGACGGGGCCACGGGCCCACGGGUCCGGAGAUCUGCGUCGGAAAGCAGCGAACUCGGGAGGAGAACGACCGAUUCCAAGGAUUGGUGAAAGAGUCGGAGAAGCGCCGCUUUCGCGAUCCGAAGCUCAUCGACCAGGUCCUGGAGUUGGACACCCUUUGGGUCCGGAACGCGAACUGGGUGAAGCAGAAGUUCCAGUUGGAUGAGAAGCGAAAAGAGGCUUCAACUGUGAACAAGGUCCAAAGCCAGAUCACCGAGAAAAAGAAAGCCUCCAAAGGUGCUGAUAAAUGCGAAGACCUGUUAGAGCAGAAGACCUCGCUGGAGGGCGAAGCCGCCAACAUGGAAAAGGUCUGUGAUGAGACGAUAUUCCAAAGGGUUGGAGCACUCAACGAGCUGUUUCGAAGCGGCCUCCAAUCGUCCAAGACGCAGAUUUGCGCCUGUGGCAAAUCCAACGAAGGGUAUGAGCCUCGAGCUGGAGCAUAG
Durusdinium trenchii is the source of this 540-nucleotide messenger RNA. The record is from the annotation of a GenBank genome assembly. Lineage: Eukaryota; Dinophyceae; Suessiales; Symbiodiniaceae.